ACCCCCAAUUAAACCAAAGCGCGUCCCUUAAUUAAGGGAACAAAGGCACGACGCUUAUUGGCCACGCGGCAGGAAUUCAUUGGAGAGAGGAGAGGUGUGCGUGUUUUUUCCCGUUUCUUCUUUCUCUUCUUUCUUUUUUCCUUCUCUCCUCUUCCAGCCACAAGAAAGGCGAUUUCUAUUCUUUUUGGUGGCUCUACACAAUGAUCGGCGUGUCUCUCGAUGGCGAAUCAGAAGGUAAAGAUGAGUCAAUAUGUUUACAUGUUUGAAUAUUUCAUUGAUGCAUGUCUUAGAUUCUUCUAUUUCAUCGUGAAUCAAGAGAAAUUCAAUCCACUGAUUUGUUUUUAUUUUUUCUAUCUAUGUGUCUUCCGAGGGUUUGAUCAAGAGGCAUGAUCAAGGCUAAACCUUUCUCUCUGUCAGACAAAACCCCAACGAUUGUUUGUCAAAGGUAAAAGCUUUGUCUUUGAUCUUUUGAACUGAAUAAACUCAAUCUGUUUGUUCUGUUAAAUUGGAUAAACCAUAGCUUAUAUUUGUUGUUGUUUUGUGAGUUAUGUUGCGCUUAUUAUUGAAUUUUAUUGCUUGAAUUGGAUUGAGAAUUGGAUAAAAUCAUUGUCAUUAGUCUAGCUUAAAUUGGAUAAAUCAUAACCAAUCAAUUUUAUUUUUGCUUGAACUGAAUUUAGAAUUGGAUUAAACCAUGGUCUUUGGUCUGUUGAAUUCAGUAUUAUUGUAGCUAUUUGCUCUUGUUUUAAUUGGAAAAAGCAUUGCAAACAUGUUGCGAUUGUUGUUGACUGCAAUAUCUUGUUUGAAAUGAAUUGAAAUGUAAUUAUGUGUUAGGUUAGGUAAUAAAUAUUUGUCUGAGAUAGUGGUUGUCUUAAAUUGAUUAUGGUCAGAUAGUAUUGAAUGUUGUUGUGGGAGGAAGUUGUUAGAUAGAUGUCAUGUCGGUUUGGUUGUGAUGAAUGCAAACCGUGUUCUUCUUUUCUUCUUUUCUUCUUUUCUUCGUUCUAUAAAACUCCUUCCUUUGCUUCUAUCUUGAAUUCAUCUCACGUUCUCUCCAUUUUUCUAAUUUCUCAGCUUUGGUCUUUUCUUUCUGUCUUCUUUAUUUUUUUCUUUCUGUCUUAUUUCUCAUGGAUUCGUAUCCAUCAAAGUUUGUUGACUUACUAACUAGUCAACAAACUGUUUCUUUUGGAAACUAUGAAGUUUCUGAAGCCUCAAACUUCGAUGGAGACACUGGUCCAGAGCGAAGAGAGCGACAUAAGUGGACACCAAAGGAUGAUGUUUUGCUCAUCAGCUCGUGGCUAAACACGAGCAAAGACCCUCUAAUUGGGAACGAGCAAAAAUCAGUCGCCUUUUGGUCAAGAAUUACUGCCUAUUUUCAGGCAAGUGCAAAAGAAGCUGACUGCGCACAUAUGGAGGCAAACCAGUUGAAGCACCGUUGGCACAGGAUAAAUGACAUUGUGUCCAAGUUCUGUGGAGCGUAUGAUGCUGCUACUAGGGAGAAAAGCAGUGGACAAAAUGAAAAUGAUGUUCUGAAGCUAGCACAUCAAAUUUUCUACAACAAUCAGAAGAAGAAAUUCAAUCUAGAACACGCAUGGAGGGAGCUGCGGAAUGAUCAGAAGUGGUGCGAUCUUACCACUGCUAAAAGCGAAGGGACAUCGAAGAAGAGGAAGUGUGACGACGGUGCAGAUUCAUCAACCUCUCAAGCAACUGCAAACAAGCGUCCCCCAGGUGUUAAGAGUGCAAAGGCGAGUGGUAAGAAGAAGGUGGUAGACGAGAAUGCUGUGAACGAACGGUUGUCUAAGUUUGAGAAUAUGUUCACAAUCAAAGAACGGUUGACUAAGAUGACUCUGCUUGACUCACUUAUUAGAAAUCGAGAGGAGGGUCUAGGUGAGGAUGAAGAGGCUCUCAGGAAGAAGCUCAUCAAGGAGUUGAUGUCUACUUAGUUAAUCGGAAAAAUUGUACACUCACGGAUCAAAGAUGUUGCUGUGCAGAGUGGAGUGGUGGUCUCUUGUCACGAGAUUUCUGUUUCUUGUCACGAGAGUGUUGUUUCUUGGUGGUGUCUUGUUUCUUGUUUGAAGACAGUGUAGAGGUCUGUCUCUUGUUUCUUGGCAUGUUGUUGUCACACGAGACUUGGUGGUGUCUUUUCACUUUGUCUUCUAGUUGAAUGAAAUAAAAUGUAUUGUCAUGAGUGGGUGUCUUUUUACUUGUCUUCUAGUUGAAUGAAAUAAAAUGUACUGUCAUGAGUUGGUGAAUCACGUGAAUUGUCAG
This is a messenger RNA of Brassica napus (rape), 2262 nucleotides long. RefSeq names its product glutathione S-transferase T3-like. The record is from RefSeq and is a predicted model, not a curated record. The transcript has 2 exons. Bases 1122 to 1937 code for a protein of 271 amino acids. Lineage: Eukaryota; Viridiplantae; Streptophyta; Magnoliopsida; Brassicales; Brassicaceae.